AUGAUAGCAUACGAGCAUGAAUAUAAUGAUGAACCGAAUCCACGAUCAGUAGCUAACCCUUUGUCAGUAGUUUUAUUUUGGUGGACUAUGCCUAUAUUUCGCAAAAGAUGCCAACGAGAAUUUGAAGAAUAUGAUCUUUAUAGACCUCUUCCACAGCACCGAUCACAAUAUUUGGGUGAUCAAUUUUGCACUGAAUGGAGGUACAUGCGCGACCGUCACCCCGUUAGUCCUGGUGAAAGGAUGCGCAAAAGCAGACCUCGAGUGUGGAGAGUAUUGGCUCGCUUAUUUGGUUUAAAGCUGUUUUUAUACGGAUUUUUGUACUUUUUAGUAGAAAUUGUUAGAUUACAUCAACCAUUAUUACUAGGACUACUAGUUCAAUAUUUCACAGAAGAAAAUGGCAGAAAUAAUAACACCGUCAAGUAUACAUAUAUGCAAAGAGUUUUUCAUUACCAUGCCCAAAAUCAAUCAGCAAUAACCAGAUCAGAAGCAUAUUUCUUUGCAAGUGGUGUUGUUUUCUGCUCUGCCUUGGCUGUUUUGGUAACUCAUCCAUUAUUGAUGGGAUGCAUGCAUAUAGGAAUGAAGAUUCGCGUGGCUACAUGUUCUGCUAUAUACAGAAAGGUCUUGAGAUUAAGCAGAUCAGCAUUAAGCCAAACAUCGGCCGGGCAAGUUGUAAAUUUAAUGUCCAACGAUGUAAAUCGUUUUGAUACCGCGCCUUUAUUUCUUCACCAUGUCUGGGUUGGUCCUACAUUAUCUUUUAUAAUCACUGUAUUUUUAUACAGUGACGUUGGACCCAGUGCGUUAUAUGGAAUUUUGCUAAUUUUACUUUUAAUGCCAUUGCAAAUCUUUUUGGCUUACACCACUUCCAUAUUGCGACACAGAACUGCCCGUUUAACUGAUGAAAGAGUUAGAAUUAUGAGCGAAGUUUUGCGUAGUAUAGACGUUAUCAAAAUGUAUACAUGGGAACCACCGUUUCAAAGGCUUGUUCACGAUUUACGCAAUAGUGAAAUGAAACAAAUUCGUGGAUGUGGCUACAUUAGAGGAAUUGUAAUGUCUUUUAUUAUGUUUGGUACGAGAUGCGCUAUAUUUGUAACUUUAGUAUCUUAUGUCCUAUUUGAGUAUGGGCACCUUACUGCAGAGAAGGUGUUCAUGGUUAUCGCUUAUUACAACAUACUACGUACUGCAAUGACGGUAUAUUUUGUACAAGGGGUUGCCCAGGUAGCAGAAUUAUGCGUAGCUUUGCAGCGCAUACAGUCAUUUAUGGAUCACAGCGAAAAUAUCAUAACCGAUGAAACUAAAAUGCCAAAGCCAUCUCUAAGUACAUUGGCAGUUCUGAAUGAGAAUCGCUUUCUUCCACAGCGUGAACCUGUUUUAGAAGUUGAAUUAAGUACAAAGGUAAAAUUACGUUCUCGUAUUCCAUCUGAAGAAGACAUGGCACCUGGUAUAUUUUUAUUACACGCUUUUGCAAAAUGGCGCAAUGAAGAUCCUAAGUACGAUUUACGUGAUUUGACAUUGACCUUAAGACCAGGUACGCUGUGCGCAGUUACUGGACCAGUAGGAAGCGGUAAAACAUCUUUACUGUAUUUACUUUUACGAGAACUACCAGUACUGAGCGGAUUUGCUCGCAUAAAUGGUGCUAUGAGUUACGCCUCUCAGGAACCUUGGUUAUUCGUAGGUACAGUUCGCCAGAAUAUACUAUUUGGCCAAGAGUAUGAGAGAAGGCGUUAUAGAGCAGCAGUAGCAGCGUGUGCUCUUGAAAGAGAUUUUGAACUCCUUCCAAAUGGUGAUCAUUCUAUAGUUGGAGAACGAGGCGUUUCAUUAAGUGGUGGACAAAGAGCAAGAGUAAAUUUAGCAAGAGCCGUUUACAGAAAAGCCGAUAUUUAUCUAUUGGAUGAUCCAUUAUCCGCGGUGGAUGCAAAAGUAGGACUUCAACUUUUUAGAAAUUGUGUUACUGGUUUCCUCAGGGAUAAAACUGUAAUACUGGUCACCCAUCAACUGCAAUAUCUUCAAAACGUCGAACACAUUAUAUUAAUGGGCGAUGGCUACAUAGAAGCUCAGGGCAGUUUUGAUGAGGUCUUGGAAAGCGGCAAAGAAUUUGCUCAAUUAAUGAAAGAGAUCAAGCAAUGCGGCGAUAUGCUAGAAGAUGAUAAACCAAGUACUUCUGUAACUACCCCUGCCGGCAGCAAUAUACCCAAAAAAAUCAGCCGUCAAUUUAUGAUGGGCCUGAGUGCAAGCGGUGCUUCUUUAUCAGAAAAGAUUAAAACGCGGCCGCCUCAAGAAGUUGAAGUCCAUUCGCAUGGAAGAGUAAAGGGACAAAUUUAUUCAAAUUAUUUUCGUGCUGGUGUUAAGUGGCCCCUGAUAGUUAUAUUAAUAAUGUUAUUUUUAAUAGCACAAGCAUCUGUUAGUGGUACAGAUUGUUGGCUCACAUAUUGGGUGAACACAGAGGUUCAUUAUAGAAUGACUGGUGACAGAGAUAUGGAUACUCAUACUUGUAUCAUGAUUUAUGCCGCACUAAAUUUAACAAUCAUAAUAUCGUCUUUAACAAGAUCAUUUAUGUUUUUCUGGGUUUGCGUUAAAGCAUCUGUAAAAUUACAUGAUGACAUGUUUUUAAGUAUAUCCCGAGCUACAAUGCGUUUUUUCAACACCAACCCUUCAGGACGAAUUUUAAAUCGAUUUUCUAAGGAUAUGGGGGCAGUAGAUGAAUUAUUACCUUAUGCAAUGAUGGAUACAGUACAAUUGUCGUUCAAUAUGCUUGGAGUACUAGCUGUAGUUGCAGUUGUAGAACCCACACUCUUAGGACCACUUGUAGUUAUUCUUAUUGGAUUCUGGCUGAUGAGAUCUAUGUACGCCCGGACUAGUACAAGUAUCAAACGUCUUGAAGGAAUUACACGAAGUCCAGUAUUUUCACAUUUAAAUGCUAGUAUUCAAGGAUUACCGACUAUAAGAUCCUUCCACAUGGAAAGACGGUUGUCAGACGAGUUCGAUUCCCAUCAAGACUUACACAGCUCUUCUUGGUAUUUAUUCAUUGGAAUUAGCCGUGCAUUUGGAUACUGGUUAGAUUUGGGAUGCGUGUUGUUUGUGGCUUGUGUGACUUUCAGUUUCUUAUUGUCAAGUACUGAGUAUUCAGAUUCGAAAGCAGGAGCUGCUGGCUUAGCUAUCACCCAAUGUAUUUCUCUUACUGGUGUUUUUCAAUGGGGUAUGAGGCAGUCUGCCGAGAUGGAAACUCAAAUGACAUCUGUAGAGAGGAUUUUGGAAUAUAAAAAUAUCGAUCAUGAAGGUGCUUUGAAAAGUGCGCCCGGCACAGAACCUCCACAUGAUUGGCCCAAGACGGGAAAAGUUGAAUUUUGUGAUGUUUCUCUUUCAUACAGUCCAACUGCAAAACCUGUGUUGAGAAAUCUUUCUUUCGUGGUGCCAGCCCGCACAAAGAUGGGUAUCGUUGGCCGGACCGGAGCCGGCAAGUCAUCAAUUAUAGCUGCUUUAUUUCGCAUGGCGCCAUUGGAUGGUGAGAUUUUGAUCGAUAAUUUGGCUACGUCAACAAUGGGUCUUCAUGAUUUAAGACGUGUCAUUAGCAUAAUUCCGCAAGAACCAGUUUUAUUCUCAGGAACCAUACGUAAAAACUUAGAUCCAUUUGAGGAACAUUCAGAUGCAGAAUUGUUUACGGCGCUACGAGAAGUUGAAUUAUUGGAAGUUGCCAGGCCUGAAAUUGGUGGUCUAAAUCACAAUUUAUCAGAUGGUGGCGGAAAUUUAAGUAUAGGUCAACGACAACUAGUAUGUUUAGCACGUGCACUUGUACGUGGUAAUCGUAUAUUAGUUCUAGAUGAAGCUACCGCUAAUGUUGAUGCCAAAACUGAUUUUCUUAUACAGACUGCAAUUCAAACUCAUUUUAAAGAAUGCACCGUUUUUACGAUAGCUCAUCGGCUGCAUACAGUUAUGAGUUGUGAUAAGAUACUUGUAAUGGAUGCCGGACGAGUAGUUGAAUAUGAAUCACCAUGGCGAUUACUUCAAAGCCCAGAUAGCUUUUUAUCUAUAUUAGUCCGUCAAACUGGCCCGGAAAUGGCCGCUGUGCUGAUCGCAAUGGCCCGUAAGGCCAGUGAUGAUGAUCCAAGCGCACCAACAGCUCAAGAUAUUCAACAAUCAUAUACAACGGCAGAUGAUCAGAAAACCGAGAGAUCUUCAACAUCCUCGCGCUCCGUGGAACGCAGUGAUAUUGUCGGAAUUCCAGGAAGAGACCCUCCAGAUCAAGGCCCCAAAAAUGGUGCUAUAGAAGAAUCAGCUGAAGUUUCUAGCAGUGGUCAAGAUCAAACAGACAAUCCAGAAAAUGAAAAUAAUAAUACUCGGAAUCAAUGA
This is a messenger RNA of Ctenocephalides felis (cat flea), 4344 nucleotides long. Its product is annotated as probable multidrug resistance-associated protein lethal(2)03659. Gene Ontology annotation, molecular function: ATP hydrolysis activity; ABC-type transporter activity; ATP binding. The coding region runs from base 1 to 4344 and encodes 1447 amino acids. Gene Ontology annotation, biological process: transmembrane transport. NCBI's taxonomy places the organism in Eukaryota, Metazoa, Arthropoda, Insecta, Siphonaptera, Pulicidae. The record is from RefSeq and is a predicted model, not a curated record. Gene Ontology annotation, cellular component: membrane. The transcript has 25 exons.